This is a messenger RNA of Salvelinus sp. IW2-2015, 1590 nucleotides long. The record is from RefSeq and is a predicted model, not a curated record. Lineage: Eukaryota; Metazoa; Chordata; Actinopteri; Salmoniformes; Salmonidae.
AUGGCGACACCUGCUCCUGUCCCCGAGCUGCCACUGGCUACUCUGAAGGAGCUGGCUGAGAUUGACGGAGCAGCUGCCUCAAUUCCGGUUCCUGCCUCUCCUGUCUACCUCACCUGUACAUCUCAGACUGGCGGCCAUGUUGUGGCCCCUUCACACCCCGGCUGCUAUAUUGAUGGUCCAAUUCACUUCAACAUCAGAGUCAACUCCAUAGACGACUCACCCCUCGGCUUCGCCGACCAACCCGGGGGCUGCCUCUCGGGCUUCCGUCGUGGUCGUGGACUUCAAUCAGAAAUAUCAAACUACAAGAAGUAUCAGGUUUUAUUUGUGUUCGAUGGCCUGGAUGAGUGUCGACUUCCUCUAGACGUCCACAACAGUGACGUAUUGUUUGAUAGAACCGAGUCAACCUCAGUGGACGUACUGCUAACAAACCUCACCAAGGGGAAUCUGCUUCCCUCUGCUCAACUUUGGAUAACCUCCUGACUUGCAGCAGACAAUCAGAUCCCUCCUGAGUGUGUUGACCAGAUGACAGAGGUAAGAGGGUUCAAUGACCCACAAAAGGAGGAGUACUUCAGGAAGAGAAUCAGUGAUGAGAUCCUGGUCAGCAGAAUUAUCACACACAUAAAGACAUCAAGAAGCCUCUACAUCAUGUGCCACAUACCUGUAUUCUGUUGGAUCGCAGCCACCGUUCUGGAGAAAAAUCUGGUAAAAGCAGAGAGUGGAGAGACGCCCAAGACCCUGACACAGAUGUACUCACAUUUCCUGGUAUUUCAAGAGAAAGACAUGAGUCAUAUGCUUCACAGAAGAGGAAACCUUGGCCCUGACUCAAUGAGAAAGAGCAUCAAGUCCCUGGGAAAACUGGCUUUCCAACAGCUGGAGAAAGGCAACCUGAUCUUCUAUGAGGAAGACGUGAAAGAGUGUGGCAUAAAUGUCAGGGAGGCGUCUGUGUACUCAGGAGUGUGCACUGAGAUCUUCAGUGAGGAACCGACCCUGUGCCAGGGAAAUGUUUUCUGCUUUGUCCAUCUCAGUAUUCAGGAGUUUAUGGCUGCUCUGUAUGCGUUUCUCACAUUCUUCAGUGACAAUGUGAAUCUAUUAGCCAAACAGCAAUCCUUUUUUAAACAUUUUCCAUUCAGAGAUUCAUCUUCAACCAGCUUUUACAAAGCAGCAGUGGAAAAGGCCAUACAGAAAGAGGAGCUGGGUGAGUUUAACCUAAAGAAGUACUCCAGAUCAGAGGAGGGUCUUCUGAGGCUGCUGCCGUGUGGCGUGCUGAGUUCAGGAUCAGACCGGGACCACAGAGAUGUGAGUAUGUACAGUAUGGAUACCUGUGACCUCAGACUGGACCCAAACACAGCACACAGAGAGCGCUCCCUGUCUGCGGAGAACAGGAAGGUGACAAGAGGGAAAGAGCAGCCGUUUCCUGAUCACCCAGAGAGAUUUGACUACUGGAGGAAGCUGCUGUGCAGAGAGCGUCUGACUGGGCGCUGCUAUUGGGAGACAGAGUGGAGUGGGAUCAGAGGGAUCAGCAGGAGAGGAGAGGGACAUGACUGCUGGUUUUGGAUGAAGCCCUGUGUCCUGGAGUCUGAACUGCUCUAA